AUGGAGCUUACAAAGCGAUUGAUGUCGGAACUGGAGUACUCCAGUGAACUACAGAAAACCUUAUUGAAGUCUUACGAAAAUAAUGUUUAUGUGACACCAAAAAUUGCAUUGCAACCAAAUCCAAGCACAUUUAGCGAUAUUUUAAAGAAACCAUCUACCGCUAGUUCAUCUGUGUUGCUGAUCAAGGCAGAUGCAGUGGAAAAUGCUGAUAGCAAGAAUAUUUUCCAAGAAAUCACGUCAUCUGUUAACCCAGCUAAUCUGAACGUUUGCAUCAACUCCACUAAACGAAUAAAGAAUGCAAAAUCCGGAAAACCGCAUACUAUCGGAGAGAAGUUAAUUUUGCCAGCCGUUGAAGAGGUUUUAAAAACUGUUUCACACAAACCUGCAUCUGAUAUCAUUAAAAGAAUUCCCUUAAGAAACAAUACUGUUGAAAAACGUAUUGAUGAAAUGAGUUCUGAUAUUGAAAGCUUCUUAUGUAAUUAUUUGCAAACGACCCAUUUCUCUAUACCACUGGACGAGUCAACUUUACCUGAUAAUGCAGCAUUAUUAUUGGCAUAUGUUCGUUUUAUUAUGAAUCAAGAAAUCUACGAAGAACUGCUCUUUGCAAGAACUUUGAUAACCGACACUAGAGAUUUUGAAUCUAGAUUUGAGGAUAUUUUGACUAUGGUAAUACCACCGUGGAUAAUUCAUCCAUAUGGUGACAUAGAAGAAACGAAUGUCAUAAUACAAGAGGAACUGACUGAACUAAGUACAAACGAAGAACUUAAGGUGCAGUUUAGAAACGGAUAUCAGCAAUUCUGGCUGCAAAACAACAUACCCGUUACUUAUCCCGUAAGUUGA
Acanthoscelides obtectus is the source of this 840-nucleotide messenger RNA. NCBI's taxonomy places the organism in Eukaryota, Metazoa, Arthropoda, Insecta, Coleoptera, Chrysomelidae. The record is from the annotation of a GenBank genome assembly.